Molecule: messenger RNA, 1344 nt
Organism: Lachancea fermentati
Lineage: Eukaryota; Fungi; Ascomycota; Saccharomycetes; Saccharomycetales; Saccharomycetaceae
Source: the annotation of a GenBank genome assembly
AUGCUGACCAAUUGCCAGAUAAAUAACUUCCAGUUAACACGUCAGAUAGGUUCCGGAGCGUAUGGGCUCGUUUUCCACGCUGUGGACGUGAUUACCGAAAACGAGUACGCCGUCAAGGCGGUGAUGAAGAACCAGGCUGCCUCAACCAGCGCCUCCGCAGCCAAUAACGACAUCAAGAAGAGUGCCGUUCUACAGACGCAGCUUUACCAUUACUUCAAGUCGUUCGAGAACAGGCUUUUCCUACCCUCGAUUAACUUGGACUCCAUUCGCGGGCUGGGCGAGGAGCAGCUCAUGCGCUCUCCUCACUUCCGCGAGAUUGCAAUGCAUUUGCGCGUGCACUCACAUCCUAACGUGGUCACAGUUCACCAGGUGUUGGAAUCGCCUUUGGCGACAUUUUUGGUGAUGGACUACUAUCCACGUGACCUCUUCACCUCGAUCGUGGACGACCAGCACUUUGCACACGACGGCCAGCUUAUCAAGAAGGUCUUUUUGCAGCUUUGUUCCGUGCUUAAGCACUGCCACGAUCGUGGCGUGUACCACUGUGAUAUCAAACCCGAAAACAUUUUGUUGGACGGUGACGAUAAUGCGUUCUUGUGCGAUUUCGGACUCAGUACGUUGUCGACGCAUUUGCCUGCCAACGUAUGUGUGGGUUCCAGCUACUACAUGGCCCCCGAGCGUAUCUCAUGCCCUACCAGCUUGACAUCGACCGAGGACAACCAGGGGUUCCCUUCUGCAUCCGGAGACGUGUGGUCGUUGGGUAUUAUUCUCAUAAAUCUCACGUGUAUCCGUAAUCCCUGGUUGAAGGCUCAUCAGCUCGAGGACAACACCUUCCAUUACUUCGUCAAAGAUCCCAAGGUUCUCAUGAAGAUCCUUCCUGUGUCCCAGGAUCUCUACCAACUUCUUGCUGACAUUUUGAGACUUGACCCUUACUCGAGAAUUUCUCUCGAGUCACUAAUGGAACGUGUGUCAGCGUGUACUCGGUUUACAUCUUCUGGCCCACUUAGUCAGGUAGAAGCCCUAACCGAAGAGCAAGUCCAUGAGUUCAUCAUUGGCAACCGUGGAAUGGAAAUGAAGAAAAUGCUCUACGAUUACCAUUCCGAAGACGAAGAAGAAGCCGAAGACGUCGAGGACGACACCGAAUACUCAAGCGAAGAAGAAAGCUACCGUCAACUCUCAUCUGUCGACACAACUCCUAAUGGCUCAGUCGACGUCGACCAUGUUCACGUUGGCGUCAAACAACCCAAGCGUAUCCUACCUGAUGAUUUUAAAUCACGCUAUCUUCAACUAAAUCUAUCCACGGUGACCAACUACUCCUCUCAGGGUAGGUGGCUGCCGCAAUACUAG